Corvus hawaiiensis (hawaiian crow) is the source of this 2704-nucleotide messenger RNA. It is a transcript of the gene GDPD2, whose product is annotated as glycerophosphodiester phosphodiesterase domain containing 2. The transcript has 16 exons. Gene Ontology annotation, biological process: lipid metabolic process. Gene Ontology annotation, molecular function: glycerophosphodiester phosphodiesterase activity. Bases 206 to 1843 code for a protein of 545 amino acids. Lineage: Eukaryota; Metazoa; Chordata; Aves; Passeriformes; Corvidae. Gene Ontology annotation, cellular component: membrane. The record is from RefSeq and is a predicted model, not a curated record.
UCGCAGUCUGCCCGCCUCUUGCCGGCCUGUGCGGACCUGCCGGGCCGGGGGCACACCCAGGAGGGUGUGAGCGCAGCGGGAGCCGAGUGCUGGCACGCAUGGGCCCGGGGAGAGCCCAGCCCCGCGCUCACCUGGCCCAGCUGCGGGAGCCCGACGUCCGUGGGGAGCAGGACACCUGACCUUUGCUCUGGGACAGUCUGCUGCUAUGGCAGACCCCCCUGGCUGCUGCUCUACCUGUGCCACCUGCCUGCUCUGCCCCUACAGCUGCCAGUGGAUCACUGCCAAGAAGGAGAAGAGGAAGGGCCUGAGAACCACCAAGUGUGACUGCAGUUGGUUCCUUUUCCUCUUCUGCGUCUUCCUCUUCACACUGGUGUGGCUCUACUUCGCUAUCAUCAUCCUCAAUGAUUUCCACAAUUUCAACGAAUUCAUCUUCAGGGAGAGGAAGCUGUGGCUAGACUGGUCCCAGGUCCUGCUCAUAGCUACGGCUGUGCUGAUCAGCUACUCGUCUGUGCUGCUGGUCCUUGCUUUGUGCCUGCAGCUCUGCGGCCAGCCCUUGAAGCUACACUGGGUGCACAAGGUCCUGCUGAUCCUAACUGCCCUGGUGGUGGCUGCAGCCUUCACAGGGCUGGGAAUAAAGUGGGCGGAGGAGUGGAAAAGCGCUCGUGUCUCCCUGCAGGCAACAGGUCCCUUCCUGCACAUUGGAACUGUGGGGGGAAUGACGCUCCUUGCCUGGCCCCUGGCCAGCUUCAUCUACCGCACCCGCAAGACAGGUCUCAGGGUGUUUCUGCUGCUUGUGUACUGUGCAGCGAUGAUUGCACUAUACCUGGCUCCCUUGGGAAUCACCUCCCCUUGCAUCAUGGAGGAGAACCAGCUUCCCCCCAAGCCAGCCCUAGUUGGCCAUCGAGGAGCACCCAUGCUGGCCCCCGAGAACACCCUCAUGUCACUGCACAAGGCGGUGGAGUGUGAUGUGCAAGUCUUCGAGACAGACGUCAUGGUGAGUGCUGACGGGGUCCCAUUCCUCAUGCAUGACGAGGAACUCACCAGGACCACCAACGUGCAGGCUGUGUUCCCUGACAGGGCUGCCCAGAGCAUUGCCUUCAACUGGACAGAUCUCCAGCAGCUGGAUGCUGGCAGCUGGUUUCUGGAGCGGAGGCCAUUUCCCACUGUGCAGAGUCUUUCCCCUGCUGAUCGCAAUGAGACAACCAAACAGAGGGUCCCAUCCCUGGAACAGGCUCUAGAGGCAGCCAAGCAGAGCAACAUCUCCAUCAUGUUCGACCUCCGGCCUGAGAACCACAGUGACUACCAGAACUUUGUCAAUGUCACCCUGGGAGUGAUUUUACAGUCAGGCAUCCCACUGCAGCAGGUCCUCUGGCUUCCAGAUGGGUUCAGGGAAGAUGUCAAACAGCAGGCCCCAGGUGUCCAGCAAGUCUACGGCCGGAAGAGACUCAAGGAUGAGAAGGAGCCAGUACUGCAUGUCAAUUUGCCCUACCAGGACAUGAGCUCUGAGGAGAUCAGGCAGUACCGCCAGGACAACAUCUCUGUCAACUUGUAUGUGGUGAACCAGCCUUGGCUCUUCUCUGUGCUGUGGUGCUCAGGGGUGAGCUCUGUCACCACCAACGCCUGCCAGGUGCUGAAGGAGAUGAAACACCCUGUCUGGCUGCUUCCCAGCAGCACAUACCUCAUGAUCUGGAUCGUUGUAGACUGCGUUUCCUUCCUUAUCAUCAUCUGGGCCUUCGUCUUGCUGAAGAAAUGUUCCCACAGAAGACAGCCAGCGGGUGAGUGCACACGGAAUGAGAGCUUCCCUCCCUUGGAGCCAGGCUCUGCCUGUGGGACUCUUUUCUAACAGAGUCUGAGACGGAUGUGCUGCUCACAAAGAUCAACAGCUUGAUGCAAGAGUGACCCCUCUUGCCUGCGUCAGCCGUGGGGAAGGGCGGCCAGAGCCCUGCACAGCUCAAGCAGGGAGCACUCCUCAGGCCAGCUUCGAGGCUCCUUUCCUUUUCAGACUCCUUCAUGAGCCUCCCUUCUACCUUGGCCUUCCUUGCUCCUUUUCAUGGUGCACAGCUGCCCUCAGCUGAAAAGACUUGGAACUGGGUUCUCAUUGCCCACUGGCAGCAAGGAACUAAAGCUUUGCAGGAGUUGCCUAGGGGCAGAAUAUUUACCCAGCAGUGCUGGAGCUGAGGCCUCUCCCUUGGGGUUUGGACAGGAGCAGGGAUUUGGGUCGCUGUUUGGUGCAGGGGGUGUCCUGUCUCUGCCUGUUGUCAGCAGCUCUGCAGCCAGUGAUGGGGCACCUGGUUUAAGGGCUGCUCCCCUGGGAGCUGCCCUGUCCCAUGGCUUGAGGAAUAGGAAGGGGGGUGCAGAGUGGCUUGUCACAAGACAAAGGAGAAGCCGAGCUCUUCACCCUCCCAUCCUGAACAGAAAUCCUGUCCCGGCUGCUGCUGGCUUCAUGUUCACGGGACAGGGUCCUGGCACUCCAUGCAGCAGUUAAUGCCUGUUGCUCGGGAGAGAAAAGGAGUAGGGCUGGGGGUGGUGGGUGGCAGGGGCUGGCAGGACCGCGCUCACGCUCCUGCUGCUGCUCCAAGGCAGCAGAGGGAGCGGUGGGACUCGGCAUCGGUCACAUUGCAGCACGGCCUUGAACAGGGAGAGGGGUAUCGUGUCAGUUUGACUUGUUGCUGUCUAUUUAUGUCAAUAAAGCAGAGGAGCGGCA